GGUAAGCGUACUACUUAUCGCGUGUUUGAUUUCGUGUCGAGUUCGCUCUAUUGUAGUAGCAUCGCGGUAUUUUUAUCUUUUCUGUUUCGUAUUUUUCCGUCGUUUAUUGGAUACCUAGCGACUUGAUCGUAUUGUGUAGUAUACGACAUCCAAGUGACAUUUUGUUGUUUGACUAUAAAAUUGCCGGGCACCGUUCUGUCCUCGAGCUAUACUUUUGCACUCAGUGGUGGUGUGGUGCAUAUUGCUCAAGAAACGAGCGGCGUUUAUUGUGUUGGAACGGUACGUUUCAAAGUUUUUUGGAAGAAAAUAUUCUCCUACGAAGGCUGACGCAAACGCGCAUGGUUACGAAGUGUAUUUGUGAUGUUAGAAUACCGUCACGAUUUGUGUAAUAAUUUCACGUGAAGCAGAACCAAUUAGCUAAUGAAUGAUCAUUUGAUGGAUUCGUGUUGAUGUGAUGUGUUUUAAUUCAUUUGCCUCUAUGUACUUCCUCGAAGAUUCAAUAUAGUUCUGCUAGCAAAGGCAAAAAUAUCUUAGAAAAAAGUGCAGUGAUUCAUGAAGUUUAAAAAACCCGUUCAUAUCUAGCUGUAGUAAACAGCUUGCUCAAAAGGCUUCUGGAGCCAACAUUGCAUAAAAAGUGCUCGCGAAGAAGCAUACCUGUAUAGAAUUGCCUGUUUACUGCGUGUGCAGUUGUGGUUUUCGUAUGAAGAAGAAGUUCAACCACUCACACCAACUUGAAAGUUCGAUUCCGCCGCCUAACUAGCAGCUUUGCAAAAGUUGAAGAGAAGCCCAUAAUUAGAGGAGUACGAUCGUCGACGAGGGCUAACCAGUGAAAGAUACCCAACCGUGCCCAGUAAGUACGAUCACAGCCGAAACGUACAACACAAAUACACGCAGCCGUUUCGGUGUGAUUGACUUGGAAGCAGCAGCAAGCGAGCGGAAAAGUUGAAAAUCAACUUUUGCAGACCCCAAAGACCCGAGUCAAGCAAUUGAAAGCAGCAGAAACAGAGAGACUUGGCCUGGCCAUUUCUUAUUUGAAAUUCUUCUUCAUACACCGUUAGCAUAGAUCAAGAUUCCACUACCGGGAUGAUGGCCCCAUCCCCUUCCAAGAGUACGAAAACACAACAUCCGUCGUUUAUAAUAACAGCGGACUCGGUUGAUUCGAGUCCUGUGCCGUCCAGUCCGCCCAGCACGGACGCCCCCAAAUCGCAAUGCUCCUCGUUGUCAGACGGCGAAUCUUUCGAGUGCUACGGAGAAAACGACAUUUCGAUCUCUGGAAAUGGAGGAGUCGACCUAGAACUGGCCCCGACGCUGAACUCCACCGCUAUUGGAGAAAACAACAACACCACCACCAACAACAACAACAACAACACAACUGGCAUUACCAGACACACAUGGAGCCGCAUGAGCUUACGCGGUGCGCCUAAAAGCAACAAUAACGAUAACCUGCCAAACAGACGCUGGGGAUCGAUGAGACAUUCUGGAAAAAGACAGCUAGGAUCCAAUGCCUUAGCUAAUCACCUCUACAGAUCGUCGAGUUUUAACUCGUCCGGCCGGAGCUCAAACUGUGAUACAGCGGAAGAUAUGUAUAGCGAUGUAAGUUUGGAGGACGUGCAAGACUUAAACCAUAAGCUAGAGAUACUACAACGACAAGUGACGAACCUGGCGGACACUCAGAACAAUGUUGAAGAUCGCACCAGCCGGACGAAGGCGGAGUAUGCCGUACUGCAGGCCCGCUAUCACAUGCUGGAAGAACAGCUGAGAGAGACCGAACUGCGAGCAGAAGAGCGCCUCGCGGAGGAACAAAAACGACACCGGGAACUGUUGGCCCGUGUCGAGCGGGAAGCGAAGCUGCAGAACGAAAAUUGCCAGAUCCGGAUACGAACGAUCGAGCUGGAAGCCAACCAGCUGCGGGAGGAAAUUUCACGGUUGAGGUUACAAUGCGACAAACAAGCCGCAGAUCUACACGCCACCGAAGACAAACUGGAAAAGACGCGGGAUAGUCUGAUGGUGUCCCAACAGGAUCUCGCCGAAGCAAAAGCCAAUGAGAAGAAACACAAAGCUGACAAGCAGGCUGCCGAAGACCUGAUGGUCGAACUGGGCAAAGAGUGCGAGCGGCUGCGUUCAGAACGUGGUCCCGCAUUGCCAACCACCUCACCCGAAUCUCUUCGGCUAGAGGAACUGCACCAGGAAAUGGAUGAACUGCGGCAGAAGAAUAAACAACUGGAAGAGGUAAACGAAGAACUACAGGCAGUGGUUUUGACGAAAGGCGUUGAAGAGGGACGAAACCUGCUGAAUGGAACAUCUAACAGUCUCGCACAGGAACUGGAAGCUAUGAGCCAAAAUCAGGAUACCGUCGAUUCGACCACAUUAGCGUCAUUAACACAGCUCCAGAUCGCAUACCAAGACAAGGAGGAAGAAAACCGUCGACUGAAGCACUACAUCGAGACAAUGCUGCUUCAGGUGGUCGAGCACUAUCCCCAACUUUUGGAGGUCAAGGCGGCAUGAAGGAAGCGGCGAUAAAAAACGGUUCGGAGACCUGCGGAAACGACGUUUCAACGCCGAUGCGGAGCGUGAUAUCGAGUUAAUGUCGAACAAAUGCAACAAAUCAAGCAGUUUUUAAUGAAACACAUCCCAUCCAUAUACUGUAACUUCCUGGGAGUCCUUUGACCGUGGGCCGUGUUUUAAUUAUUAGAAAAAAAGGAUUGAUGUUUUCUGCGCUGGUAAUUAUCACUUCGAACUCUAUUGUCAGCGUAGAAUUUAUGAACAGUGUCAAACUGAUUUGCGAGAAACACGUUUGCGUAUUUAAAUUAUCGAUAGGUUUGUUAAUUGGCGAGUUUAGGAGACAUCUUACGAGCAAUAUAUUUUAUAUGUAUUUAGAUCUUAGGAACUAAACACACUUUAGCGAGUAGAUUCUAUUCGUGUUUAGGUUGAAGGAAAUAUCUUUUUAUAUUUGUAUUUUUAUAUGAAUUAAUAUUUUCUUUUACCCCUUUCAAAACAAGUGUUUUAUCAAUUUACAGUAGCUAGACUGUAUGUGUUCGGUGUAUAAAAGAAGAGAAUAGUUUGCCACCCGACAACUUUACAAUCAGUUGAUAAAACUAAAACGCUCUGUCUUGAGCAAAUUGUUUUCCAAAUGCUAUUCUAUUUACCCACAUGCGAUGCUCAAAUCAAAUUAAUUGCGUAGCAGUUUAUGCAGUGAUAAGAACCAGAAGCCUUUACCGCAAUUUCUCCAUAAUUCCAGUUUUGAAGCAUACCCAAUGACUGUAAAGAAUCGUGACACUGGUGCUUAAAGUGAACCUUAUAAUGUAACAAACUUCCGGUCGCCAAGUUGAGUUUAUGUUUUGCAUAUCCUACUUCAGAAGAUGUGCUAAUUUUCUCAAGACGAUGUUUUGUAAAUAGUUCUUCACCAUGAAGCAAUAAUUUCCCUGUUUAGUUAGGCCAAAUUCUAUAACCUAUUAUCAAUAAAGUAUCAAAACAAGCUGUGUGAAGUAUUGUUCUCCUUCCUUUAGGUUGGAAGUAACAUAAGCCUUAGUUGAUGAUUUGCUAUUCACAAUCGAAUGCGUGAAAUUAAAUAAAUUACAGAAUUGUAUACUGUUUUAUACACUGACAAAUAACAAACUUGGAAACAAUUAGGAAAAAGCAACAAACGAAACUGAAGCAUUAAUAUAUUAUUUGUCCGCACUAGUGCUGACUGUGUAAGAUGAAAUAAUGAGGUCGCUAAAGUAAUUGAAACAAUUUUAAAUUGGAUGCCAAAAUAGCGUUCUACUACUAAACACUAUUGUAUUAGUUAAGAUAAAAGAAGAAAUAAAUAUCGACUAAAACA
Topomyia yanbarensis is the source of this 3820-nucleotide messenger RNA. RefSeq names its product rab11 family-interacting protein 4B (gene nuf). Lineage: Eukaryota; Metazoa; Arthropoda; Insecta; Diptera; Culicidae. Gene Ontology annotation, biological process: endocytic recycling; regulation of cytokinesis. The record is from RefSeq and is a predicted model, not a curated record. Gene Ontology annotation, cellular component: endocytic vesicle; midbody; recycling endosome membrane. The coding region runs from base 1084 to 2505 and encodes 473 amino acids. The transcript has 13 exons.